AUGGAUCCCAAGGGCUCGAAGCAGCCACCGGAGGUGCCAAGCUUCUUGAGCUUCCCACAACAAAAAAAUACAUACAUCGCCACUCCCACCACCAACAUGGGUGACAACAAGCACGCAGAGAUCAAAGACUUCCAGAUUGUGGUUGCUGAUAAAGAGGAAGGCAAGAAACAACAGUUGGCCCCCAAGAGAAGCUCAAACAAAGACAGGCACACCAAAGUCGAAGGCAGAGGAAGGAGGAUAAGGAUGCCAGCUCUCUGCGCUGCUAGAAUUUUUCAGUUGACCAGAGAAUUGGGUCACAAAUCUGAUGGUGAGACCGUUCAGUGGCUGUUACAGCAGGCCGAACCUUCCAUAAUCGCGGCCACCGGGACCGGAACCAUACCUGCCUCGGCCUUCGCAGCAACAGGGGCCUCUGUUUCACAGCAUGGUAGCUCUCUAUCAGCUGGAUUGCAUCAGAAAAUUGAUGAGUUGGGUGCACAAAUGGGGGGGUCAGGUGGGAGUAGCAAUAGGACCAAUUGGCCAAUCGUUGGUGGGAAUUUUGGGAGACCCCAUAUGGCCACAGCAACAGGGAUAUGGCCCCCUAGUGCGGCUGCGGUCAGUGGUUUCGGAUUUCAGUCAUCAUCAUCAUCAUCUUCUGGUUCAUCAACAACCAAUUUGGGCAGUGAAAGUUCCAAUUACUUUCAAAAAAUUGGGUUUCCUGGGUUUGACUUGCCAGCCACCAAUCUAAGUCCUAUGAGUUUUACCUCAAUUUUGGGUGCGGCUGGUAACCAGCAGCUUCCUGGAUUGGAGCUUGGGCUCUCACAAGAUGGUCAUAUUGGGGUUUUGAACCCUCAAACCUUGAGCCAGAUUUACCAGCAGAUGGGGCAGGCUAGAAUGCAUCAGCAGCAGCCAUCUUCAAAGGAGGAUUCUCAAGGGUCAGAAGGACAAUAG
Messenger RNA from Ilex paraguariensis (yerba mate), 927 nucleotides. The record is from the annotation of a GenBank genome assembly. Lineage: Eukaryota; Viridiplantae; Streptophyta; Magnoliopsida; Aquifoliales; Aquifoliaceae.